CUUGGCGCCCAAUCCCCACGUCGUCCCACUUCGUCUCCCUCUCCCCCCCUCCGGCUCAGCAAUCCCCGGCGAGCGUUCGACGCGCCGACAUGCUUCUCCUCCGCCCGCUCACGCUCCCGCUCCCUGCCCCGGCCCUGCGGGCCAGGUCCGCCGCCCGGGGGCCGCGGCCCCGUCGGCGGCCGCCGCGUCCUCGCGCCGCCUCCGCAUACGGCGCCGGUGGUGUCUCGGAGGAGGACGCCUUCACCAGGUGCUCGGGGUACCUGUUCGAGGAGGGGCUGGCGACGGAGGGGGACCUCCCCACGGCGUACGACAUCCCCGGCAUCGCCAGGGUGUACGGCCGCCGCCCGCUCCUCGUGCUCCGCCGCUCGCUGCAGAUCGGGACCUCCUUCGGCCGCUGGUUCGCGCUGCGCUACCUCGACAGCCUCAACGACCGCGCAGACGACAUGUUCGAGAUCAGGGCUGCUCAGCUUAGGAGGAUUCUACUAGAACUUGGCCCGGCAUUUGUGAAGAUCGCACAAGCAGUUUCGUCACGGCCGGAUGUGAUUCCUCCUGCAUACCUUGAUGAACUUUCACUACUUCAAGACCGCAUAGCACCAUUUUCCACUGAGCUUGCUUUUGAUAUUAUAGAGAAGGAGCUUCAGAUGCCACUCGACAUGAUUUUCUCUGAAAUGUCGCCAAAGCCUGUUGCUGCUGCAUCUCUUGGGCAGGUUUACCAGGCUAGGUUACGAUCCAAUGGGAAGCUAGUUGCCGUCAAAGUACAAAGGCCUGGAGUCCAAGCCGUAAUUUCCUUAGAUAUCUAUAUCUUGAGGUUCCUUGCUGGUGUUGCCAGGAAGGUUGGCAAGUUCAACACAGACCUUCAGGCUGUCCUUGAUGAAUGGGCGUCAAGUCUAUUUCGGGAGAUGGAUUAUAGAGAAGAAGCAAGAAAUGGACUUAAGUUCAGGGAAUUAUAUGGGAAACUUAGAGAUGUGAUGGUUCCAGAAAUGUAUCUGGAACAGACGAGAAGACGAGUCCUUAUCAUGGAAUGGGUUGAGGGGGUAAGGUUGUCCGAAGUUAGAGAUCUAUAUCUGGUUGAGGUUGGAGUAUACUGUUCACUUUCCCAGCUUUUGGAAUAUGGAUUUUAUCAUGCAGACCCACAUCCUGGAAAUCUUCUACGUACAAUUGAUGGGAAGCUAGCAUACUUAGAUUUUGGAAUGAUGGGAGAAUUCCGACAAGAACUCCGUGAUGGAUUUAUUGAAGCUUGUCUACAUCUUGUUAAUCGGGAUUUUGAUGGUUUAGCAAAAGAUUUUGUUACUCUUGGUUUGCUUCCUGCAACUGCUCAGAAAGAUGAAGUGACAAAGGCAUUGACAGGUGUAUUUGAAAGUGCAGUUAACAAAGGAGUUCAAAAUAUAAGCUUUGGAGAUCUGUCAGGGAAUCUUGGGCAAACAAUGUAUAAAUUCAAGUUCCAGAUUCCUUCAUACUUCUCUCUUGUAAUCCGAAGUCUUGCUGUCUUGGAAGGCAUUGCAAUCAGCUUCAAUCCCAACUACAAAGUCUUGAGCAGUUCAUACCCAUGGAUUGCAAGAAAAGUUCUCACUGACAACUCACCUAACCUUCGGUCAACAUUGUACACGCUACUUUAUAAGGAUGGCACUUUCCAGAUUGACCGUUUGGAGUCUUUGUUAACCGAGUCGCUGCGGGCCAGAACAGAGCAGACCUUGGUCAGAACUCAACAAGAUGAAAGUGAUAGUUCAAGAUUUGCAAUUAAACAAGUGCUGUCAUUUACACUCACUGAACAGGGUGCCUUUGUGAAGGAUUUACUUCUUCAGGAGAUUGCUAAGGGACUAGAUGCACUUGGAGUGGCCACAUUAAGUUCUGUAACAUCUGCUGCAGCCUCAAGAUUGCCAUUUGCACCAUCCCCAUCACCAUCACUGAACAACGAGGAGGCCACCAACUUGAGAAACCUCUACCGCCUUCUCCUACUUGUAGCUAAGACUCCUCAGAAGGAAAACUCAUCACGGGCUCCUGGACAUGAAAGCACUGGGGAGAAAGGAGAUGAUGGCGCAGAUGAUAUGUCUCUUGUGUUAAAUGAGAUGAGGUCUUUUCCAGAGUUUCUGCCAGUUCUUUCUGUCAUUCCUGAGCUUUCACCAGAGUCCCAACAGCAGUUUCUCCUCCUGCCUGCGGAUUUAACUAAUCUUGUUUUAUCUCGUGCUGUUGCAAGAACCAUCAGAAGAAUGUUCAUAUGAAGUUAAAGCCUACAUGUACAGGUUUUCAAUCUCAGCUUCCUGCAAUGUUUUCCUUUAACUGUAUAGCUAUACGCUAGAUGUAUAGGGAGAUUUGUUUCCCGUACAGUAGCAUUAUCAAAUAGGUCAGAUCUAACUAUUGGCUUAGCCAUGAUUAUUUUGGAGAUAAUACUUUCCCUGUACAUCUUUGUUGAGAGAACAUGUACAUAUCUCGAAAGAAAAAGAGGCACCCUUAUCAUGCUGUAACGAACAUACUUGUGUUAAGAUCUAUGCUAUUAUAAAUUUUUCGAGAA
Messenger RNA from Aegilops tauschii subsp. strangulata, 2509 nucleotides. RefSeq lists its product as uncharacterized. The record is from RefSeq and is a predicted model, not a curated record. Gene Ontology annotation, biological process: protein phosphorylation. NCBI's taxonomy places the organism in Eukaryota, Viridiplantae, Streptophyta, Magnoliopsida, Poales, Poaceae. Gene Ontology annotation, molecular function: ATP binding; protein kinase activity.